Messenger RNA from Ostrea edulis (European flat oyster), 2625 nucleotides. RefSeq lists its product as uncharacterized. Lineage: Eukaryota; Metazoa; Mollusca; Bivalvia; Ostreida; Ostreidae. Gene Ontology annotation, molecular function: protein binding; zinc ion binding. The transcript has a single exon. The coding region runs from base 57 to 2123 and encodes 688 amino acids. The record is from RefSeq and is a predicted model, not a curated record.
AAAGAGAGACAACUCGGAUCUGUUUUCUUUACAAACCGAAAGUAAGCGACCUGCAAAUGAUGGCUACCGCUCUGGGCGGAAAUGUCGACAAAGACCUUGUGUUUAGCUGUCCUAUCUGUUUGGAGUCAGUCAGGACACCCAGAUGUUUACCGUGUCUACAUACGUUUUGCGAGUCCUGCAUCCAGACUUAUAUUUCUAGUACGGCCAUUCGUAAAGAAGAUGAGUAUCAGAGUAUUGAGUGCCCGGUAUGUCGCAAAGAAAGCCGCCCGCCAGCAAAGUGUAUGUCGUCUGAUGAAUGGGCCACGAGUUUACCCAUCAACUACCUGGUGAAUUCUGUUUCAGUGAAUUCAAGUGAAUCAGAAAAACUUUGCGUUACAUGCAAGAGACAAGGCAAGGAUGUAGCUGCUAUUCACUGGUGUAAGAAUUGUAUGGAGGAAAUUUGCGACGACUGUAAGACAUUACACAGUUAUGUAUCGAUCCUGCAAAAUCACAAAGUUGUCAAACUUUCUGAGGCGAACGAUUGUCUGGAAAAUUUUGAUGUGGAUGAACCGUGCAGCAUACACAAAAAUAAAACCAUUGAGGUGUACUGUGGGGAUCAUGAUAAAUUAUGCUGCAGCGUUUGCUUAGCAACCCAGCACAGGAGAUGUGAACGCGUUGAAGCAAUAGAGGAUGUUUCUAGCAGAUUCGAUCGGACUGAUAUGCAGCCGAGAUUAGAAAAGUUUUCUAAAUCCCUGGAGAUGCUUGAAAAUUUGCAAGAAAAUAACAGAGAGCAUGUCGACAAAUUGAAGACUCGGAAAGAAGUGAUAUGUAGAGUUGUUGGAGAUAAAAUUGAGAAAGCAAAGAGAGCUCUGGAUGAAGGGUUUGCUCAGUGGCAAAAAGGGUUUGAACAAAAACAUGGCGAUUGUCUUCAAACCCUCGAUAUUGAAUGCGAUGAGAUGAGGAGGUUUUCCACCACUCUGAAAGAAGCAAGGUUUACAUUUUCCCUUCUGAAGGAGAAGGGGUCAUUGAAACAGUUGUUUCUGAUGACACAUAGAUUAGAAUCACAGAUUGCGGAACACUUUCAAAGACUGAAAUUGAAGAUGGAAGUAGAAACAUUUUCUGACUACCAACACUUCAUGGGAAGUGAAUUCACUGACUUUGUAUCAAAUAACGGAAAGAUCCCCGAUGUUGAAUGCAUUGAGUUAAAAACAUCGUGUGGAACCGUGGCACAGCUGAGCAACGUUGUGUCACCGGAUAAGUCACCUUCACCGAAACCUUGGCUGGCGAACAUGGAUUUAAUGAAAGUUAUUCCGUUAAAGGUAUCCGAACAUGUUAUACAGGGCUGCGAGGAAUCUCUGUAUCAUUCUAUGCAUAUAUUCAAAGGUAUACUGCAUGAUAGCGGAUGUCUGUAUCAUGGUCUUUAUAGAUACGAUGACACUGUACUGUUGUCAGUGCGUCGAACUAUCCAAAUAUAUGACGUCAGAGGCAAUACUUGGGUACAUCUAUACACAGAAGAAUGUGAUGAUAAACCUCAUGCAAUAGCUCAAACCAAUGUCCUGCCCGAGGUUUAUGCUGCCUUUGGUAAUUAUAUUGCUGUUUACAACAUCAACGAAGGAAAUCAAAUGUCUCUGUUGAGAAAAAUCCCGAUGAGUCCUGGGGUCACGAUCCAAAGCUUCACGUUAAUGGACGAUACUAUAAUCUGUGCAUAUAAUAGUGGAAUUACGAUACUAAAUCCGGAUUUCUCCGUGAAGGAAAAACGAAACAUCAAGAUGGAUGGAAGUACUGCUUACGUGGCUGCGUCGAGCAAAACGAAGAAAAUCGCGUUUGUGAAGAAGACUUUAAAAGGGGAACAAAUAGUCACCUCUCAAAGUCUGAGUGGAUACAAGCACUUUGGAUACAAAAUGAAACGCCUAUAUUUAAGCGGAAUUGCAUUUGAUUCGCAGGAUAAUGUUUAUGUGUGCAACUUUAAAGAAAAGAAUGAACUUGUCCAAAUAAGUUCCGAUGGUAAAAAAUCGAGAACUAUUAGUUCAGAAAUAUCUAAUCCCUACAGUAUAUCAUUCCAUCCUGAGGGCCACCGGUUCCUGGUUUUAUCAAAGAAUGAGGGGAAAUGUCGAAUAUAUGAAAUUCCACAGUCUCAGAACUAAUACGCCGUGUGUAGAUUUUUGAUUUGUUUUAUGAAUAAUUAAUAUCGUUUCAAUUUCUCUCUCUCUCUCUCUCUCUCUCUCUCUCUCUCUCUCUCUCUCUCUCUCUCUCUCUCUCGCCACAUUUUCAAGUUCCACAAAAUUACAAUGUAAUUCUUGAUGAUAUUGUAUAUCAAUAUUUGACAAUUAUACUUUACAAAAAAACCUUUUAUAAUAAGCAUCCUUGAGAAAAACAAGGGUAUAGAAAAAUAUUCUCAUCCUUUGUUUAAAGUAUUAUAUUUAUAAAGCAAGUAUGUACAGAGAAAAAUUUGAGUGUGUAUUUUGCAAUAUCAUUUUUAAAGUUCUUCUAACAAACACAAAUCUCUCUCUCUCUCUCUCUCUCUCUCUCUCUCUCUCUCUCUCUCUCUGAAAUAAAUAAACACUUCUGUAAUUCUAUAUCAUAUUAUAUAUAGGUAUACUAUGAAAUAUGUACAAAAUGUUUGUUGAAUAAUUAUAAUUUUAAAAA